CUCACUCCCACCUCUGCCACUGCAGUUGCAGUGCUCCGAGGGUCCACACCAGAGCAGAUCCCGGCUCAGUGAGAAGCCCUCCAUCCUCCAGCAGCGUCAGGGUGAUUGUGGUCUGCCUGUUUCCUCUCUCAGCCACUGCCAGCCUGAGAGCUCUGCUGUCAGACAGUCCAUCCUUCAGCUGAGCUGCUCCUGGAAACGGUGUCAACAUGGUGCGUGCAAGUGGCUUACUCACUGGCGUAAAGGACCCAGUUGCACUGAAGAGCAUUGCUGUGACUCUGUCCAUCAAUGACUUUGUGGCUGGUGUCUCUGCAACCUUAAAUUAAGAGAAUGAAGAGAAAGACGCCUUGGAGGCCUUCUUUGUGUUCCCCAUGGAUGAAGACUCUGCUGUCUUCAGCUUUGAGGCCUUGGUGGACGGGAAGAAAAUUGUGGCCGAGUUGCAGGACAAGUAUCAGGCUCACAAAAGGUAUGAAGAGGCCCUCUCUGGGGGAUAUCAGGCAUACCUCUUAGAAGAAGACAAGUGCUCUAGGGAUGUCUUCCGUUGCAACGUGGGGAACAUGCAGCCAGGGUCAAAGGUGGCACUCACCCUGAAAUAUGUGCAAGAGCUUCCUCUGGAAGAUGAUGGGGCCUUGCGUUAUGUGCUCCCAGCAAUCCUGAAUCCUAGGUAUCAUCUCUCUGAGCAAUCUGUGGACAGUUCCCUGGAUCUGAAGACCCCAAUAGUCCCUUUGGAGGACCUGCCAUACACGCUCAGCAUGGUUGCCACCAUUAGUUCCCAGCUUGGAAUCAGGACAAUCCAAUCCAACUGUCCCUUGAGUUCCAUUGACUACACUGGAGAGGACAAGACCUCUGCUCAGGUUUCCUUGGCUGAAGGACACAAGUUUGACCGGGAUGUGGAACUCAUGAUUUUCUACAGGAAGGUGCACAGCCCCAGUGUAGCCGUGGAGAUGGGGAUGCCUGAAAGGGAAGCAGAUAGUUUGAUGGGUGCUCCUUCUGCAAUGGUGAGUUUCUAUCCAGAUAUCCCAGAAGUGGAGACUGCAACAAAAUGUGGAGAAUUUGUGUUCCUGAUGGACCGUUCAGGAAGUAUGAAGAGCCCCAUGAGUGGCCAGAACAGGUCUCAGCUGAGAAUAGAUGCUGCCAAGGAAACACUGAUUCUGCUACUGAAGAGUUUGCCUAUGGGCUGCUAUUUCAACAUCUAUGGAUUUGGAUCCACCCAUGAGGCAUUUUUUCUGAAUAGUGUGCGGUACACUCAGGAAACCAUGGAGAAAGCAGUGGAGAAAGUAAAGCUUAUGCAGGCAGAUCUGGGAGGGACAGAAAUUUUAACACCACUCCGGAAAGUUUUCAGGAAACCACCUAUUCCAGGGCAUCCCUUACAGGUCUUUGUCUUCACAGAUGGAGAAGUUGUUGAAACUUUUAAUGUAAUCAGGGAAGUUAAAUUCCACAGCAAAAGGCACAGGUAA
Messenger RNA from Alexandromys fortis (reed vole), 1454 nucleotides. RefSeq names its product von Willebrand factor A domain-containing protein 5A-like. Bases 369 to 1454 code for a protein of 361 amino acids. NCBI's taxonomy places the organism in Eukaryota, Metazoa, Chordata, Mammalia, Rodentia, Cricetidae. The record is from RefSeq and is a predicted model, not a curated record. The transcript has 11 exons.